Molecule: messenger RNA, 2255 nt
Organism: Carassius auratus (goldfish)
Lineage: Eukaryota; Metazoa; Chordata; Actinopteri; Cypriniformes; Cyprinidae
Product: 1-acylglycerol-3-phosphate O-acyltransferase Pnpla3-like
Exons: 9
Coding region: 285-1805 (506 amino acids)
Biological process (GO): lipid homeostasis; triglyceride catabolic process
Cellular component (GO): lipid droplet; membrane; cytoplasm
Molecular function (GO): triacylglycerol lipase activity
Source: RefSeq, a predicted model, not a curated record
CCGAUGCCCUUUGAAAGGGUGUAGACACAAACAUAACAGGCCUACUUUAGACAUCAUGAAGUGAGGAAUUGAUUUGAGAAUUUGAUCUCCUCAGUGGUUUCACAUUAUUCAUGGUGUCCCAGAGGGGAAGGAGGGACUUCUGUUUUAUUUUUUGUGAAAACUCUUUUUGGUUUAACAACACCGUGACCACAUGUUUUUAUACGUUGCACUGAUGCUCCUCAUCUAAAGUUUGUUCGAGCGCUGAAGAACUCCUACCAUCUGACACUGAGGAGAUCGAUCUAGUCAUGUCUUCGCCGUUAUGCAUUCUGUCUAAAAAUGACAACCUCUCCGUGUCUUUCUGUGGUUCUGGCUUUCUAGCAACAUACCAGCUCGGUGCUGCGCAGAGUCUUUUGGAUAACGCGGCGUGGAUCCUUCACGGAGCUCCGAGAGUCUAUGGUGCGUCUGCUGGUUCCCUCGUCGCUGCAGCGGUCGUCUGUGGCUCCAAUCUAGGACGUGUGCGGGACCAGCUUCUGGAAUUUGCACGAUUUAUCAAACAGCAUCCGCUCGGUCUUCUCAGUCCCACGGUGGAUAUUUUCCGAUGGCUGGAGGUCACACUGCAGCGCUGUCUGCCUGAUAACGCACACACUCUGGCCAGCGGCCGUCUGCACAUCUCCAUGACUCGCAUCUCUGAUGGAAAAAACGUCAUCGUGUCAGAAUUUCAUUCCAGCGAUGAACUUAUAAAAGCACUUUUGUGUAGCUGUUUCGUCCCUGUAUACUCUGGCGUGAUCCCACCACAGUAUAAAGGAGAGCACUAUAUGGAUGGAGGUUUCACAAACAUCCAGCCCUUAGAGGAUUCCUCUCCCACCCUCACCAUCUCCCCGUUUGCUGGACACAUGGACAUCUGUCCAUCCGAUACCUCCACCAUCCUGUGCGAUGCCAUCAUCCAGCAGCUCUCCUUCCAGUGCUCCGUCACCAACUUCAUCAGGCUGGUGGACGCCUUGUUCCCUCGAGACUGGAGGAAUUUGAAGAAAGCUUUCUACAGUGGAUACCAAGAUACCGUAUACUUCUUGCAGCAGAGCAAUGCGCUGCCACUGUAUCCUGAACGGAGAAAGGAGUCUGAUGCAUCUGAUGAUUCGGUGAGCUCAGAUCACUGGAUGCUGACACAGACUGAAGAAGAGGAAUCCCAGCAGGACUGCCCUGAACACCCUGAACAGAAGACCGUCAAUGGAGUUUAUUCAUCUUUGAGUCCAUCCCUUCAGGAGCGGACAGUACAUAAGAACUCACCAGUAGAGGUUCAGGAAGUGCUGUUGUGUAAUAUCGUGGGGCAGCUGGAGAUCGUGAGUAAUUCAAACGUCUCUUUACCUCAACGGACUCUCUCAUACCUGCUCUUGUUGUUCACACUGCCAAUCUGGAGUGCCACAACCUUAUGGGACAGGUAUCAUAAAUGGAUCGCUAAUGCUAUGAAUGUGGCAUAUUGGCUCUGGCAUGGUAUUAAACUUUUCAUGAUCUUCAUACUCAGAAUUGUACUGUGCUCAAUGAGGAAAGCCCUUGGAGACAUAAUGCUGAGUCUGAUCAGUUUCAUACCUGCGCAAGUUCACAAUGAGCAGCACAGACGCAGUGAGCUGGCUGAGAGACACAUGGCCUCCUCUAAUCUGAACGGUCACGUCUCUGGUGCUUUACCGCCAAGUCCCUCCAUGGCACAGACCCUCCCAAACCUCUACACACUCCUGAUUUCACUAGAGACAGCAGAGAGCAAGUGGAGAAGACGCAAGAUAGAGGUGCAACACACUUUACAGCAACACGUGACUGACGUGAAAAGAAAUUAAAAACCUGCAAGCAAUGUGAGAUGGUUAAUGUUACUCAUCACAGACUUGAUCAAUUGUUCUGUUCUACUUCAGAUGGAAAAGUUUAAUUGUUUUUUUUUUUUUUUUUUUUUUUUUUUUUUUAUUAUAGCUUAAUACUAAAUGCAUAUACUAACAUACAACAAGCAAUUGUAGAUGAUAUAUAAAAGAAAAAAAACAUAUAAAAGUUAACAUAUUAAAAUAUUAUUUUAUAUUAUUAUUAUUAUAAAUGUUUUUUAAACAUUUACAUUUACCAGGUGUUAUAAUAGUACUGCUUCAUUCUAUUAUUUUUAUCAACAGUAGUAACAGUAAGAAAAACACAGCAUAUAGUUUUGAGGAAAAAUGAAAACACAUAAAUAAACAUUAAUCUCAGUUAUGAUGUCAACUGUUCCAGUUUUAAUCAUUUGAACAUUGAGUAUUAUAAAAAUAAAAGAG